UUGAAUACAAUAACAGUAAAUCAAAGAAAGUCUUCAGGACAAACAUAAGCGUGCAGAUGCCGUCGACUUUUUUACAAAGCCACAAGGGCGUUUUUUGUAUACAUUGCAAGAAAAUAAAAGAAAGCUUUUGGAGGCAUCGCAGGUAUGACCAGGGUACCAAUCAGUUUGAGCAGAUCCGCAGACGGGCGUACACGUGACUUUAUAUCAAAUUACUUGAGAAAGUGUUUCUGUCGAAGAGACGAUAAAUCAGCCGACAUGAUCGUGGCAGAAGCCUGGAGGUCCAGUUAUAUCUUCUGGGUGUUCCCGCUCCUCAUCGUGCUGGUCAUCCUCGCUGUGCUUGGCGUCUUCACCGUCCUCCUCGGAAUCAGGUUAUACGCGCAAUACACCUGCGGCCGCUACCGUGGUAAAGCCAGGAUGGACGGCAAGACAGUGAUCGUGACCGGCUGCACCAGCGGUAUAGGUCGGGAGACGGCCAAAGAGUUGGCCAAGCGGGGCGCUACGGUCAUCAUGGCUUGUAGGAAUGUUGAGGCGGCUGAGAAGAUUAAAGAGAAAAUCAUCGACGCCACAAAGAACACCAAAGUCGAAGUGAAGAAGCUGGACCUCAGUUCCUUCUCCUCCGUCCGCGCUUUCGCAGAAGACAUCAACAAAAACGUCCAAAAACUAGACGUGCUCAUCCACAAUGCCGGCUACGCUGAAACCUUCAAGAGAAACAAGUCUCAGGAUGACAUUGAACUAACAAUGGCUACGAAUCAUUACGGUCCUUUCUUGCUAACGCAUCUUCUCAUUGAUUUAUUGAAGAAAAGCGCGCCAUCACGAAUUAUCGUCGUCGCUUCUUCCCUUUAUCGCCUAGCUACGUUUAAUCUUGAAAAUCCUAACCCAACAUCAACUUUACCAGGCUAUUUGUACUACGCGUCAAAGGAAGCUAACAUCCUCUUCACCAAAGAGCUGGCAAGGCGUUUAGAAGGUACCGGAGUUACAGCCAACUGUCUUCAUCCAGGCAUGAUUGACAGCGGAAUCUGGAGGUCUGUCCCUGCGCCUUUAAGCUGGGGUCUUUGGGCUAUCAACAAAUGCUUCUUCAAGACUCCAUUCCAGGGUUGUCAGACAUCAGUUAUGCUAGCUGUAGAUGAACAGCUUGAGAAGGUUACUGGAAAGUAUUAUUCGGAUUGUGCAGAGAGCGCGUUGUCGGAGUCCGUUUCUGAUCCGCAAAGGGCGAGGAAGCUUUGGGAAGUGUCGGAGAAGAUGGUGAAACUUGAGGAGAAUGAUCCGAGGAUUGAAGCGGGAGUACAGCAAUAAGAGCAUAUUGAAAUGGCAAGAAAAUGAAACAGCAGACAUAUUUUACAUUUGAAACUAGCGUUGGGGAUUUUGACAGUAUCAGCAAAGCAAAGUACUUAUAGCAACAGCAAAGCACUUUUGUUUUUUUUUAUUAAGUAAUUCAUCAGACAAAGCCUUUUGAUUUGUCUGUUUUAUUAAGUAGGUAAUUGGAUCAGUAGGUAGGUCUCCAACGAGAUGUCGCUUGUUGUAUCAUGGCGACCCUGUGAGAGUCCUGUCUUUGGAAAUCUUGAAAAGAUUUAAAGAUAAACAAAAGUGCCAGUUUUCUCGCCUUGCCGUCGUUAUUAAAUCUUUUAAAAUGCGAUAUGCGAUGCAUAGCUCGAAUUUAAUCUUUUGUAUUACUUGUAGUUGAUGUUCAAGUUAGGAGUAGAAGGC
Cydia splendana is the source of this 1704-nucleotide messenger RNA. RefSeq names its product retinol dehydrogenase 14. NCBI's taxonomy places the organism in Eukaryota, Metazoa, Arthropoda, Insecta, Lepidoptera, Tortricidae. The transcript is spliced from 4 exons. The record is from RefSeq and is a predicted model, not a curated record. Bases 145 to 1293 code for a protein of 382 amino acids.